AUGGCAACAGCAGUCCAACAUCGCCCGUCGGGGUCGCGCCGCGCAUCCGCCGGCGCCGCCGCUGGGCCUUCUCCCGCGACCAACCGCCUCUCGGCCAUGUCUGGAAACAGCGGAACGCGCGAGGCAGACGCCAAAAUGAUCGGGCAAUGGAAGAUUGGUCGCACCAUUGGCAAGGGCUCCUCAGGCCGCGUCAAGAUUGCAAAGCAUGCAUCGACUGACCAGUACGCGGCCGUCAAGAUUGUCCCAAAGGGUUUGAUCAUGUCGUCGCGGUUAAGCAUGAGCGAUGCAGGCCCCAAGGCUGAGAAACUGUUGCUCGGCAUUGAGCGUGAGAUUGUCAUCAUGAAGCUCAUCGACCAUCCCAACGUCCUGUCGCUCUACGAUGUGUGGGAGACGAACGACGACCUUUACCUCGUUAUGGAAUACGUUCCAGGCGGUGAACUGUUCGACUACCUCGUUCGCAAGGGCCGUCUGCCACAGCAUGAGGCUCUGCACUACUUCCAGCAGAUCUGCUAUGCUGUCGACUACUGCCAUCGGUUCAACAUUUGCCAUCGCGACCUCAAGCCUGAAAACUUGCUGCUUGACCAGCACAAGAACAUCAAGGUCGCAGACUUUGGCAUGGCGGCGUGGCAGGCAGACGAAAACUUGCUCGAAACAUCGUGCGGAAGCCCACACUACGCAUCUCCAGAGAUUGUGGCUGGCAAGUCGUACAACGGAACAGCGAGUGACAUCUGGUCAUGUGGCAUUAUUCUUUUCGCUCUCUUAACUGGUCGCUUGCCGUUUGACGAUGACAACAUCCGCACUCUCCUACAGAAGGUGAAGACGGGCCAGUUUGACAUGCCCACCGACAUCGACGUUCAGGCCCGCGACCUCCUUUCCCGUAUGCUCGAGAAGGAACCCGAGCUGCGCAUCACCAUGGCCGAGAUCAUGGCGCACCCGUUCUUCCGCUCCCGUGCGCCCCGUCUCAUGGGUGGGCGUCAGAUGCCAGUCCCUCCAUCACUCGAUGUUAUGGCUCGGCCUGUUCGUGCCCAGGACAUUGACGUCGACCUCAUGUGCAACCUCAAGACGCUUUGGCACGCGAUGAGUGAGGAGGAGAUUUACCAGUCACUGUUGAGCAAGGAGAAGACGUGGGAGAAGGCAGUCUACCACCUCCUUGUCCAGUACCGCAGCCGCCACCUCGAGCAGUACAACAUGGACACGGACAGCGACGAUGAGGACCGCAUUGCAGCACCACGGCCACACGGGAGGUCAUCUAUGCCCGUACCUUCGCCUCCUCUCCCUGCUCCGCCACCCAAGCACCGCAAAGUUGCCGUCCCGUCGCCUCCCACGACGCGACGCAAGCCGGUUCCCUUGGCAGACAACGAGGCAGUCCAGAACCGUGCUACACCACCUCCACGGCCCAGUGGGCCCACGCCCAAGAAGGCUGCGAACGGCAUGGUUAUCGACUCGCCUGCUUCUCGCACCCCGUCGAAGCUUAACCCACGGUCACAAGUUGCGCACCCCGCCGGUCCUCGAGCUAUCCGUGGUGGCGGGGCCACGUCGCCUUUAAACCCCAAUGCUCCUCACAUCACGCUUCACGAGGCGACUCCGGUCAAGGAUAUUGUCACGCAGCAGGACGCGCCGGAGCGGGCGUACGGACAUGGGCGUUCCAGAUCCGUUGACCAGAGCCAGGGCAACGUGUAUGGGCAUGCUCGCUCUCGAUCAGACCACGUUCGGUCACCGGUCAUGGCCAUGUCGCCGGUGCUCUCGGGUCACCACUCGCCAGCGGGACACGAAGUGACGUUACCACCCCUGUCUCCACCCCAGGGUCUGGACCAGAGCUUGCAGUCGUUCCUUAACGACCUGACAGAGCGUGUCAACUCGAUGGGUAUCCGCGAGUCAACCGCGUCUAGUAACUCGGAGCAUGCGCAGUUCCAGGGUGCCGAGUUCCAGGCAGCCCUUGCCUUCAUGGCUCAACAGUCACCUGUCAUGGAGGACCCCACGCAGAUGUCUUCACGCAGAGCAGAGUUUCCACCAUCUCCGCAGCCCGAUGAGGUGGGCCAGUUCGCCGAUGCCGACGACGAUGACACGUCGGCUGACAACAUGUCGAUAUACUCGGCGUCGACUUCCGUGCACCGGUAUGCUGCGCCCUCACCAGUGCCGAGUGUGCGGUCAUCCGUUGGCCCAAUGCACGCCCCGCGCAACCACCACACCCGAAGCGGACCACCUCCCGUGUCUGGUCGGUGGAGCCAAGCUUCGGGUAGUUACCGUAACAGGUCGAUCUCGAGCAGGCCCGAAUCCCCAGCGAUGCUCUCGCCCGCUGUCUACUCGACUGGCUUUGACUCCCACUCGCACCCUCCUCUCCCAGCCGUUCCGGCGUCGGCUCUGCGUGCUGAGCGGUCUGCCCCGCGCCCACCACCAAAGGCGUCACGCUCGGCGCCGCCACGGCCUGCAGGCGGUCCUCCACGGGCUGUGGACAACGUCUUGGACCGAGAAAUGGGCGAGCUUCGUGUCAAGUCGACCCUUGGCCGCGAGGACUCAUACGCCAUUGUCGAGCUCCCUAACGAGGCGGACGACGGAGUGGAGAGCACCUGGGGCAGUGCCCAUCGCUCGGGCUUCGGCACCCACCGCGCUGCCGACGGCUUUGGCAUGCUGAAGAAGAGAAAGAAGAUGUCGGCUGAGCCUGUGUCGUCACAGCCGCUUCCCGACUCGAUGGCCAAGCGGUCGUGGUUCAACAACCUCUUCUCGUUCAAGCCGGCGUCGUGCGAGAUACUUGUCAACAGCCGCGACGUCAAGGAGGGGUUGAAGCGCUGCAGGCGUGUGCUGGAGGCCCAGGGUGUCAGAAUCGUCGAGACCCAGUUCCAGCAGCGAGGCCUGCGCUGCAAGGUUGCCGAGGUCAAAACGAUCAACGGCGACACAAUCAAGGGUGUGCGAUUCCGCAUCGAGUUUGAGCGCGUUUACGUCGCGUCCGGGACCCGCGGCAGCUCCCAGUUCAUGACCAAAGCGGUGCUCACGCUGGAGAAGGGUGCCCAGUCGACCUUCCGUGCUGCGUUCAACCGCCUGCAAAAGGCACUCGAGAACGAGGUGCAACAGGCCUCGCCGCCCUUGGAGACUGGCACCAAGUUUGCGUUCCAUGCCUCGAUGCCGCGUGCGGCGACGAAGAACCGCCCAUCGCUCAAGGACGCCAACUUACAUUACCCUGUAGUGGCGCCGCAGCACCGCAGUGCGCCCAACACGCCACAAUUUGCGACGUUUGCGCCUGAGAUUCAAGCGUACCGCCGCCCGCAGGCACAGGCAAUCCGGUACUAG
Cutaneotrichosporon cavernicola is the source of this 3285-nucleotide messenger RNA. RefSeq lists its product as uncharacterized. Gene Ontology annotation, cellular component: cytoplasm. Lineage: Eukaryota; Fungi; Basidiomycota; Tremellomycetes; Trichosporonales; Trichosporonaceae. Gene Ontology annotation, biological process: protein phosphorylation; intracellular signal transduction. The record is from RefSeq and is a predicted model, not a curated record. The coding region runs from base 1 to 3285 and encodes 1094 amino acids. The transcript is spliced from 3 exons. Gene Ontology annotation, molecular function: ATP binding; protein serine/threonine kinase activity.